Capsicum annuum is the source of this 681-nucleotide messenger RNA. RefSeq lists its product as uncharacterized. Bases 1 to 681 code for a protein of 226 amino acids. Lineage: Eukaryota; Viridiplantae; Streptophyta; Magnoliopsida; Solanales; Solanaceae. The record is from RefSeq and is a predicted model, not a curated record. The transcript has 4 exons.
AUGCCGCUAGCUGUUUAUAAGAAGUUCGGUUUGGGAGAUCCCAAACCCACAAAUAUGCAACUUGUGAUGGCAGAUAGGUCGGUAAAGGAGGUUAAUUUCAACUUUGAUGAUGAUUUCUUGAAGGCAUUUGAAUUCCUCAAAGGGAAGCUAUUUGACGCACCUAUUAUUGUUACAUCGAAUUGGUCAAAACCAUUUGAAAUUAUGUGUGAUGCAAGCGGUGUUGCACUUGGGGAUGUACUUGGGAAGAUGAGGGAUAAGCUAUUUAAUCCCAUUUAUUAUGCAAGCAAAUUACUGAAUGAGGCCCAAAAGAAUUAUACUGUCACUGAACAGGAACUUCUUACAGUAGUUUAUGCUUUUGAGAAGUUCCAGGCUUAUUUGUUAGGAACCAAGAAUGAGGCAGUGCAGUUGAGGUUAGGGCAGCUGAAUGAGAUGGAUGAGUUCCGUCUUAGGGCAUAUAAAAGAGAUGAUCCUUACAAGGAGAUGAUGAAGAAGUACCAUGAUUGGAGUAUUACAAAAAAGAGAUUUUCAGAAGGGUUAUUGGGUGCUUCUCUUCAACUCCAGACUAAAACUGUUCCCAAUACUGAUAUUGCUGAAAGGGAAGAUUUUUAUAGCCAGAUGUUUGAGUCGGCGGACCGUCAGCAACCUGAAGGACUGUCAGAUGAACCGUCACCCUUAAGCUAA